CUGAGAUGUCGAGAAGCCGAGUUGUACCUAAUAAUGAUGCUUCCUUCAAGAGCGAUAAUAGGAUAUUUAGAGAUGAUAUCAGCGAAUCUGCCUGUAAUUGGAAUGACAAAAGUGAUCAGGAAAUAUCAGUUCUCCAGAAGCUAGAGAGCCAGCUUGGGUAUACUCCUGCAGAUUAUGAGAAAGGAAUAAUGCACCGCCAAGAAAACAGUGUGAGAAAGCUAGAUGGCACAAUCUAUUCAUUGGUGGAUACAGAUAUCUUUGAGUUCGGAAGAUAUGGAGUUGGGUUAUACCUCUACAUGCUUUACAUAAAACAUAUCAUCAUUGCCUUUGCCAUCAUGACUCUAAUUGCAAUACCAGCAUUUGCUUCGAAUAUAAGUGGAGGAUAUUAUGCUCAUAGGAACUUUUCAGUAUUAGGAUACACAAUGCUAGGGAAUCAAGAUGGAUUUGAGGAAGGUACACAACUUCAACACGGAAUUAAAGCACAUUCGGAUAAUGAUCUACAGAAGUAUCUUGUGAUUUACAGUGACUUAGCCAAUACUCUUUUCUUUUUCUGCUUUAUCUAUUACUUAAAGUAUAUUGGAGCAGUUGCCAUAAAGGAAGCUUUAUACAAAACUCAGACACCAUCAGAUUACACUUUAUAUGUGACUGGGCUACCUAAUGAAUACCAGACAGUGAAGGAUGCCAGGCCUGAAGAUGGAAAGGAGGCCACCACUAAGUAUAGAAUAACUAUCCACGAAGUUGAGGAGCACUUCGCUCAGUACGGUAAGGUAGUCGAAGUUAUCUUCGCAAGAAAGUUUGGAAAAAUGAUGAAAAUCUAUAAAUAAACAAGACGCUCUGAAUAAGAAAAUCUUUAAAAGAGAAGCCAAAAUUAGGAUCCUUGCUGAAGAAAAUGGAAGGAAUCCUAACAAAGAGGUCUCUUUAGACCAGAAGCUUCAGAAGUUGGUACUUCGUGACAGAAAAAUGGAACAAGAUAUUAGAAACAAUUAUCCGAAGAUUAGAUCUUAUGAUGACCUCCAUGCUUUUGGAGCCUUUGUGAUCUUUGAUGACGUUCUUUCUUGAAAUAGAUGCUUUCUCGAUUACAAAGAAAGUAAUAGACUAUUAUACCAGAAUAGGCUCAAAUUCUUGGAUAAGUACCAAAUAAAAUGCCAAUAUGCCGAUGAUCCCGUUAAUAUCAACUGGGAUAACCUAGAAGUAGGAAGAUGCGAGAGUUUCAGAAGGAGUGCUUUAACCAUUGCCAUUGCAGCUGGGCUUUUAUGCAUCACUUUUCUGGUAGUCUAUGUCAUGAGAUCAUUCCAAAACUCCCUAGCUGACCCAGACGGCUGUGAGACUUAUGAAAUUUAUGAUACUAAUAGUGUUGAUAGAAGCAACAAUGAAGCUGUUACUUGAGUCUGAAUCAACGAUGGGUUCUUUUCUAUCAUCUUCCAACCCAGCAAGCAUAAUGUAUGAGAGACCUACAUUCGUGAUUAUAUCCUCAGAACUCUGGUGACCGUAGUCGUGUCACUUAUAGUAUCAAUGAUUAACUUCAUGAUCAAAAUAGUGUUCAGGACUCUGGCUAAAUAUGAGAGGUACAAAUCUUUGAUUCAUGAGACUGAGUCUAUCUUCUGGAAAUUGUUUGUCUCCAUUUUUAUCAACAUGGCAAUAUUACUCUUACUUAUCAAUGCCAAUUUUCAGAGUAUUGGGCUUAUCAAAGAUAUCUCAGAUUGGCUUCCGAUUGGAGGAGACCUCUUCUUUAGUGGAAGAUAUGAAGAUCUGGAUAGAAGUUGGUAUCCUAGAGUUGGUUUAGCCUUCUGUGUCCUCAUGAUCUCAACUAUUUUCUCAAAUUUGGUCAGUACAGGAAUGUGGGAGGUCAUCAGGAUGUACAAAAGAAACAUCCAUGCAAAGAAACAGCUACUUCAAUGUGAUAUGAAUGAGAAUAUGCUUGGAGGGGUAUUCGAAAUGGAUGCUAAAUAUGGAAUGUCACUUGCAAUAAUCUUCUUAGCCAAUCUAUAUUAUGGAUCAAUUCCUUUACUGUGUCCAAUAAUGUCAAUUUAUUUCUUUAUCCAGUUCUGGCUAGACAAAUUGUAUAUCACAAAGUUUGCAAGGAAGCCUCCUCAUUAUCAAAGGAACCUUCAUAAUAUGAUGAUCAAGAUUAUCCCUUAUUCAACAUUUCUUCACUGUGCGUUCUCUUUAUGGGCAUAUGGAAAUCCUGAAAUAUGGCCAGAGAAUGUAGAAGCAAGAGUUGUUGAUGGGAUUACCAGAUAUUAUCCAGAGGAAAGAACGUUCUCUGAGAGACUGUUUAACCACAACUCUUUGCCUCACUUUAUUCUUCUCUGUGUUUUGAUUAUAAUUUAUCUCAUUGAGAUUACCCUUGGAAGUUUCUUUAUGAAUAAAGUUAACAAAUGUUUGAAAAGGAAGAAACAGUUGGAAUCUAACUCAAAUGUAAAUAUUGAGCAAAAGACAUUCACUAAAAACCGUUCAAAGAUGUCUAAAUUUAGUCAGAUAAGCUACAACCCUGAACUGAAUACCAACUACGCUAAGGUGUUACUUGCCAUGCAAGAUGUUGCUGUUGUCAAGAAGGAUAUCGAUCCUGAAGACCUCCCUAAGAUUACUGAUAAGAAAGACAAGAUGAAGAAGAUCAAGACCUCUAAGUUAGCCUAUAAUGAGUACAAGAAGAAGACUAUGCAGAAAGUAAAUAGUUUCAGAGAGGAAAGCAAGAACACUGACCCCUUCCAAGAUAGUAGCGAAGAGGAUCCACUAGAGAAGAAACCGAAGAGACAUGGGCAGUUGCCUAAACUAGUGAAGCUGAAGAAAAAGAAGUCUCAAAAGAAAGAGAAAACCCCCACGAAGAACAAGAAGUCUAAAAAACAUCCAAAGAACGCCAUGAACACUUUCGACCCCACUAAACCACCUAAAACCAAAUCCACCACCUAAAUUACCACAUCUAAUUCCAUCCCCCUCCUUCCCCC
Messenger RNA from Moneuplotes crassus, 2945 nucleotides. The record is from the annotation of a GenBank genome assembly. NCBI's taxonomy places the organism in Eukaryota, Ciliophora, Spirotrichea, Euplotida, Euplotidae.